This is a messenger RNA of Mobula hypostoma (lesser devil ray), 2889 nucleotides long. Its product is annotated as calpain small subunit 1-like. Gene Ontology annotation, cellular component: calpain complex. The transcript has 11 exons. The record is from RefSeq and is a predicted model, not a curated record. The coding region runs from base 170 to 835 and encodes 221 amino acids. Gene Ontology annotation, molecular function: calcium ion binding. Lineage: Eukaryota; Metazoa; Chordata; Chondrichthyes; Myliobatiformes; Myliobatidae.
GGAAGGGGCGUUAGGACGCAGGGGUGGUUGUGCGUGAUCGCAAUGGGUGGGGACAGGGAACCGGACUGACAGCUUCUAAGCAAAUAUCGGUGGCACAGCUGCGCCAUUUAUAUCCAGCUCGGUCUUUCAGUUGCUGCUCUUCUCAGUCACUAAACCCUUCAGCUUCACCAUGUUCCGUUUUCUGAGCGGCGCUAUUGGCAACUCCGGCAUGGCCAACCAACUCCUGCAAGGCCUGGCCGGCGUGAUUGGCCAAAUGUCUGCUGGACCAGCCGAGCAACCCCGCCAUAUUUCCCAAGUGGAGGCCUACGAGAACGAAGAGGAAAGAAAGUUCCGGCAGAUUUUCAAAAGCUUGGCGGGAGAUGACAUGGAAGUUAGUCCAACAGAGCUGAUGAAUAUUCUCAACAAAAUAGUAUGCAGACAUGCUGACCUGAAGACUGAUGGUUUCAGCCUGGAGUCCUGCCGCAGUAUGGUGGCUGUGAUGGAUGCGGACAGCACUGGGAGACUGGGCUUCGAAGAAUUUAAGUACCUUUGGGAAAAGAUUAAGAAAUGGCAGGCAGUCUAUAAACGGUUUGAUGCUGACUGCUCUGGGACCAUUAACAGCCAGGAGCUGCCAGGGGCAUUCGAAGCUGCAGGAUACCCUCUGAACGAUGAACUGUACCGACUGCUGUACCGCCGGUAUGCCAACGAAUCUGGAGACAUGGACUUUGAUAACUACAUCGCCUGCCUAGUCCGAUUGGACGCCAUGCUCAGAUCCUUCAAUGCGCUGGACAAGGACAAAACUGGAUCCAUCAAAGUUAACAUUGUUGAGUGGCUGCAGCUCACCAUGUACUCGUGAACAUCCGCACCGUCAGUCCUUUGAAGAGAGCAGAGGAUCCUGGUGGCGCUGCUUGGCUGAUGUAGUUGGACAAAUAAUCCUUUGCUUAGGGGGUGGGCGUUGUGGGUGAAAAAUAUAUUUUUCUGCAUGUUAGCUUUUUAUAGUUACUAAGAUUUCCAUCAGUAUGGCUUGUUCGGAGAUGUUGCUGACUCUGCAAGGGCAGGUGAACUUGACUGUUCCGAAAUCUACUUCCUUCCACUAACUUCUGGCUUCCAAAAGCAGAGGUCGUUCUAUUCUAGGAAUUGGAGGUUCUGCAGAAGUAACGUUGAAGAUGAGAGACUAAAGGGCUUUAAAAAUGGAGAGGUAGAGAUGUGGUCAGCAGUUAGUCCCUCCUGUUAUCUCCACAGAUGUAGAGUGCCCUGUCCAUGGUUUUCCUGCACUUCCCCUUUCCGGUUCCCAUCCUCUGCUCUCUCUGCCUCUCCUGCUCUCUGCUUGUGAAUGGAGGAUUGAGGAAAAUUAGAGUGCAAAAGAAGCUUUGGGAUUCUCUGACCAAAUUGUGCCCUCUUCUUUGGGGAAAUAAAAAUAAAAGCUGCAGAUGAUGGGAAUUUGAGACAAAAACAAACUACUCAAUAAGUCAGGCUGCAUGUUUGGAGAAAGGAGCAGGAGCUAACACCUCAGAUUGGAUUACCUGAAAGUUUAACUGCCUUUGCAGAUACUGCCUGACCUAUUGAAUAUUCUAGAUUGAAUGUCUACCUGAAAGACAUGAGACACAAAAUAAGGUUGCUGAAAUUGCUGUGCAGGUUCAGAGUUCAUUUGUGGGUUAAAAGGAGGACAGGUUCAAGGUUUGUCCUUUAUUUUGUGGAAUGUACAAGCAUCAAAAUGCCAUUUGAAGCUUACUAGUUUAAGACCCAUUUCACCAGCAUGAAUAUCUGUAUUACUUACCCACUUGUGGUGAAGCUGUAACUCGAGGAACCAUCAUCUUUCUUGAAUUGGAUUCCUUGAUGGACAAGUUUAAAGCAAUGUAUUUGAAACCUGGUUAAUCUGCCAAUAACUGCAACCUUGGAAAAGUCAAGUUUGUAUUUACGUGCUUCAUAUUUAAUGGGACAGAGAUUGUAAAGAGGCUUUUGAACACUUUUUAUCUUAACCUAACUGCUUUCAUUUAUCAUGAUUCUCUUGAAGGUUUCUAGUUUAGUUCUAAUGUCGGAACAUUAUUUAUGAUUUUGCUGAAAUGAUCCAUAUUUCAUCCUGUUAAAUUUUUUUUGCCAGUUCCAUCACACAAAAGCAGGAUCAUUUGGAAAAAGUUGAAUGAGAGCAAUGGCUUUUGAUCCCCAAAUUGGCCUCUUUGAGAACUAAUUUCAUUUUAUAAAAAAGAAAGAUGUUAUAAUAUUGUUGCUGUUGAAACUAGUUUGUGUUCAACAAGGAUCCAUUCAGCACAAAACUAAUUCUUUCCUAGCUGCACUGGAAUCUGGAAUCAUUUGGAGUUCUGCCAAUAGUUCCCCAUUUAGAGUGAGGAGAAAUCUGUGAGGAAGCCAUUCUUUUGGCAUCAAUUUCUUGAGGAUGAAGAUAAUUCUGUUUGCAUCAAUAGUGAUGGUGCCAUAAUCCAACGAAUCUAUUUACAAUUCUUGAUCUUGGUAGCAUUAAAUAAGUUUGGCCAAUUGACAUAGUCAUUAUGGAAGACCAUGCUUCCUCUUGCCAUAUAGUGUUAGUAGAAGCAUCCCUUCUGGUGUCUAGAGUGUGCCAAAUCAUGGAGCUUGUAGGUCAGGAGGGAUAGGGUGGGGAACUUAUUGCUGCUUGUUGGACCAGGAACAAGCAGUCUCUCCAUCACUAACAUGCCAAAAAAAAACCCCCACAAUUUUGUCAGGAAAUUGAUUUUUUUUUCUUCUUGUGUUGAGGUUCUCUUGGGGGAUGUGUGAUUACUGACCCUGCCAUAAUGUAAUGGGGAAGAGAGUUGUGGGGUGAACAGAUGCGUUUGAAAGUUGCUAACCUGCCUCUGUUGCUGCUUACCUGUUGCACCUUCCUUCAGUGGCCAAUCUGUAUGGUUUUUAUUAAAAGAAAAUCUAUCCACUUUUUAAAAA